Trifolium pratense (red clover) is the source of this 979-nucleotide messenger RNA. Its product is annotated as DNA primase small subunit-like. The transcript is spliced from 8 exons. The annotation marks the transcript as partial. Lineage: Eukaryota; Viridiplantae; Streptophyta; Magnoliopsida; Fabales; Fabaceae. Gene Ontology annotation, biological process: DNA replication, synthesis of primer. The record is from RefSeq and is a predicted model, not a curated record. Gene Ontology annotation, cellular component: alpha DNA polymerase:primase complex.
AAUCUAAUCUUCACACUGUGUCACGUCACUGAUUGUUGUGUAUUCUGCUUUGGAACUACUGUUUCAGAUGACUUUGGUUUUAAGCACAUACUCUGGGUCUAUAGUGGACGUAGAGGUGUUCAUUGUUGGGUGUGUGAUGGGAAGGCAAGAAGGUUGACUAACGAGCAAAGAGCUUCUAUUGCUGACUAUUUUCGUGUUUACAAGGGCAAUGAAAAAAGUCAUAACAAGGUUUCCUUGAUGGGUGCUGCGCUUCAUCCUUUCUUGGCGACUUCAUACACCAAUGUUCUCAAGGACUAUUUUGAGAAAAUAUUGCUUACUAAUCAAAACUUACUUGCUACUGAGGAGAGAUAUGAAAAGAUCCUAAGCAUGAUUCCUGAUGAAUCUAUUGCUUCUGAACUUAGGGGAAGAUGGCAAGAUAAUAUAUAAUAGGAGGUCCUCUAGUGCAAAAGAAGAUAUUAAUGUUGUGCGAUGGCAAGAAAAUAUUGCUUACUAAGCAACUGCUGCAAUCUGGAAAACAUAAGCUUCUCAUUAGAACACAUACUAGCAUUGUUCUAGUACUCAAGAAGAGUUGAAACACUUGAUUUGCUCAUUACUUGUUUGAUGGGAUGCUCUUUAGUUACCAAUUGAUUAUCACAAAAAUGUUAAACCGAAAGUGAUGUAAAAGAUACAUAAAUGAAUUAGAGCUUAUAAAGACACUUCACAGGGAUCAAUCUAGAGAUGACAUAGACUAUGUAAGUCAGGAGCUAGAAACUUUAUAUGUUGGAUUAAGCUUCUACUAGCUAGGUUCAAGGCCAAACAAAUUAUCCAAGUCCACACAUUGAUGAAGAUAGAAGAGAUGAAGACUAGAAGCUAAUUAUAUUCCGACGAAUUAGCUUUAGUUACUUUUCGUUAUGUAUUUUUGAUACUAUGUAGUGCCGCAGUAGUGCACUUGAUACUUUGUAAGAACGACAAAUUUUUAUGUUAAUGUUACAAAUUUUAU